Aegilops tauschii subsp. strangulata is the source of this 3560-nucleotide messenger RNA. RefSeq names its product multiple C2 domain and transmembrane region protein 6. The record is from RefSeq and is a predicted model, not a curated record. Lineage: Eukaryota; Viridiplantae; Streptophyta; Magnoliopsida; Poales; Poaceae. Gene Ontology annotation, biological process: protein phosphorylation. Gene Ontology annotation, molecular function: ATP binding; protein kinase activity.
AAGAGGUCUCCUCCCGCAGUUAAAUAAUGAAAAGGAUACUUCCUGGUGGUGACACAUGGAUAAUUUUUUGUUAGUUCCAUGUAUAAAUCUCUAUCUGGAAGCUCGGGGUGUCGGUAUUGGCUCGCUCCAUAUUCAAUUCAUAUUCUGACCGAUAUUCUCCGCAUUGGCACUCUUGUUUGGUUCUUUCUUUUUAUUAAUUUUUUGUCAGAACUCUGCAUCGGUACUCAAGAUCCGUGUUUGAUUUUGUUUAAAAAUAGUACUAUUGUUUAGGAUAUGGAAUCCGCAACAUCGGUGCGCAUUUGCUUUGAAUUCGUCCAUGCGUGUUCCAGUGUGAAUCCUCGCGGCACUCUCGCCAGCGCAGCCGCGUCCACAGUAUUAUCUAUCAUGUGGGGUUGGGAUGCUGCUGGCACCACACACAGAGACGCAUUCAUCCAGAGGCAGCUCAAGCGUGUUCUCAAGGUGCCGUUGACUUGAUAGGCCGAUACCAAAUCCCCUUCCCCUUCACUAGGCAGAUCGUGUUCUCGCUAGCUUCAAUCUGAGAAGCUGCUGCUGCUGCUGGCGUCUGCGGAUUAUCACUAAUUGGUCGAAGCUCUCUUGCAGCUAGACUGCGCUGUUAAGCGGCACGGCUCGGAGAGAGUCUGAGUCACAGCAGUAAACGCAACAAGGGGAGCCAAAGUCAACGUUACUGCUUUCUUUUUGCAUAAUAUACAGGUUAAAUUGCUUACUGACUGCAAAUGGAACGCAAAGCUAGUACUGCACGAAGUGACCUAGAGGAGAUUUUAGCCGAUGAAACCGCAGAGCCCAAGGCCCUGCCAUUAUCACUUUUACAGGACAUUACAGGUGAUUUCUCUGAUGACCAACAGAUUGGAAGCGGUGGAUUUGCAGUCGUUUAUAAGGGAAUGAUUGGCAAUAGGGCGGUCGCCGUGAAGAGGCUGUCCAACGCUUUAAUGGAUGAAACAGAAUUUCAUCGAGAGGUCCAAUGCCUGAUGCGGGUCAAGCACAAAAAUGUAGUAAGAUUUUUAGGAUAUUGCGCUGACAGGCAAGGAAGUAUGGAAGAAUUUGACAAGAAACUUGUCAUGGCAGAUGUUCAUGAAAGAUUGCUUUGCUUCGAAUAUAUACCUAAAGGCAGUCUUGAUAAGUAUAUCAUGGAUGCAAGUCGUGAGUGGGGAACGUGCUAUAAAAUCAUUAAAGGGAUUUGUGAGGGUCUACAGUACCUUCAUGAGAAUCAUAUUGUCCAUUUGGAUCUGAAACCAGCCAAUAUACUGCUUGAUGAUAACAUGGCACCAAAAAUAACUGAUUUUGGUCUGUCGAGAUGCUUCGACGAAAAUCAAAGUCGGGAUAUUACCAAAACUAUUUUAGGGACAAUGGGAUAUUUGGCGCCAGAACAUCGCGAAGGUGGUGUGAUUGCACACAGCGCUGACUUGUACAGUCUUGGUGUUAUCAUCAUUGAAAUACUGACUGGGCAGAAGGGGUAUCAAGCUACCGACGAUGUAAUUGAAAGUUGGAGUGAUAGGUUGGAGGGAUCCCAACGAGAUACGCUAUGCAAACAAAUACGAGUAUGCUACGAGACAGCUUUAGAGUGCAGAGACUUCGAUCCAAAGAAAAGGCCAACUAGUGCACUAACUAUAGUUGAUAGACUUCAUGAAAUGGAAACUAUCCAGGUAAAAAACACAUUCAAACUACGUGCUUUUUCAUCAUCGGUGAAGAAGCUCCGCAAGGGCGCCAUUGGCAUCUUGGAGGUGGACAUCCUCAGCGCGCGAGGCCUGGUGAGCAUGAAGGAUAAAGAGGGGGGCCUCACCGACCCUUACUGCGUCGUCAAGUACGGCGAGAAGUGGGUGCGCACAGGCACGUUGUUCGCCACGGCGGUGCCGCAGUGGAACGAACAGUACACCUGGAACGUGCUGGACCUCAACACCGUCGUCACCGUCGCUGUUUUCGACGACUGCCAUCUCUCCUCCUCCCAUGGCGGUGAUGACCACCAGAUGGGCAAGGUGCGCAUCCGCCUCGCCACCCUCGAGACCAACCGCAUGUACACCCAACACUACCCGCUCAUGGUGCUCACCCGGACGGGGCUGAAGAAGACCGGCGAACUCCACCUUGCCGUCCGCUUCACCUGCAGGUCGUGGGCCAAAAUGCUGGCCACGUACGGCAAACCGCUGCCUCCCACGAUACACAUACACCACACCGACCCAAUCACGAUGCCGCAGGUGGACCCCCUCUGGUUGCAGGCGGAGGCGGUGCAGAGGAUGGUUACGCGGCUGGCCAGGGCGGAGCCACCACUGCGGAGGGAGGUGGUGGAGUACAUGCUCGACGUAGACCCACAAAUGUUCAGCCUGCGUCGUAGCCAGUCCAACUUCCAACGCAUCGCCUCCCUCUACUCCGGCGCCACCGCCGUCGCCAAAUGGUUCGACGACAUUUGCGAGUGGAAGAACCCACUGUCGACGAUUCUGGUCCACGUGCUGUUCCUGUACCUGGUGUGCUACCCGCAGCUGAUCCUGCCGAUGGUGCUCGUGCUCGUGGUCAUGAUCGGGGUGUGGAACUACCCGCGGCGGCCGCGGAAUCCGCCGCAUAUAGACACGGUGCUGUCGUACGCAGAUCAGGCGCAGCCCGACGAGCUGGAAGAGGAGUUCGACACGUUCUCGACGUCCACGCCGGAUGACAUCGUGAAGCUGAGAUACGACCGGCUGCGGAGCGUCGCCGGCAGGUUGCAAAGGGAGCUCGGCGACCUGGCUAUGCACGCGGAGCGCGCGCAGUCGCUGCUUAGCUGGAGAGACCACAGGGUAACGCCCAUCUUCAUCAUGCUCUCCCUGGUGGUCGCCGUCGUGCUGUACUGGACGCCGUUGAAGGUGGUGGUCAUGGUGAUGGGGCUGUAUUUCCUCCUACCCUCGCGGUUCCGGCCCAGCAGGAGGAGGACCAGCAUGGUCUUCAACUUGUACAGUCGUCUGCCCUCCAAGGAUGACUCCAUGCUAUAAGGUUGAUGCAUGUACUAUUUGUUCCUUUUCCUGUCUUUCUUUAAUAUAUACGUAUGAUUUUUCCUAUCUUCGCUUUGGUUGAUUAUUAUUGUUUUCUUUUGUGUGAAUUGGUUGAUUAUUAUGUUAUCUGCUUUAUUUGUGUAUGACUUUCCUUUUUUUUUUGAAAUUGUGUAUGACUUUCCUGAGAUCCAUAAAAACAUUACACUCCAUUUUGAUUUCUAGGUCUUUUUUUGUUUUGACUAUUUAUUAUCUCUAUGCAGGACUUUGAUUACGUUUUCACCAGGCGCUUUAGUGCUUAUUUUGAUGAAGAGCAAUGCUACACGUACGAAAGCUAACGUGAGGAUUUUACGUAAAAACUGACGUUGAGGUAAUUAAUUGGAUCAGGAUUAGCGGUUGGGCCCCACCCCCGUUAAAAUCAGGGGGCGGAGGAGAGGAUUUAGGGGUGGUUUAGUAAACUUACGUAGCAUCUUUCGUAAGUGUAAAAUUAUUGUUUGAUGAAAUAGGCUGGGGCGCUGCCAAUUCAUUAGAAGAUGAUGAACUUGUGUUGAUCUUGCAUUUUCAUUCAUUUAUGUGAUAAGUAAUUUCUAA